This is a messenger RNA of Owenia fusiformis, 1503 nucleotides long. The record is from the annotation of a GenBank genome assembly. Lineage: Eukaryota; Metazoa; Annelida; Polychaeta; Sabellida; Oweniidae.
AUAUAUGACAUCAUAAUGACCAGUUUGAGUCUUCAUACAUUCAAAGAUUUUUUCUGUUCAAUCGUGUUUGAUUUAAUCGGUAAUUGAAGUCAUUGUUUCACCAAAUAAAUUUCUUCGGGGCGUGUCAUUAGGCGCAUGCACAAAAGCCACACAAUAGAAGAAUAAAUUACACUCUUCGUUUUGUCCGUUUUCUAGGCUCAUUUAGACCUAAGAGAACAAGCGAGUCUGCCAAGUGCUACAGAGAGCAAAGACCAACCAUCAUGGGUUCGACAAAUGCUAUGUUGACACAAAUGAUACAAGACGCUGUACUGAAACUUUGCACGCAGAACGUAGUGUUCAAUAAAUCUCUUGAAAUAGAUGGAAUAAUAUGUGUAUCCCCCGGUGAUGAAGCUAAAGAAAUAGUAGUUAAAAUGCACAGAACAAUAGUUAAACCUAACGAACCCCAGACACCUGCUCAACCAGUCUGGUCAGCCUCUCCCUCACAAAUACCAACAGACAGUUAUUAUACAGGGGGCCCACAGCAAUCUCCUCGGCAAUAUCCAUCAGACACAUUUCCAAAUCCGAACCAAAGGAGGCCAGGUCCCAUAACCUCACAGCGACAGAAGCCAGCACCAAUAAGACCUAAAAUUCCUCAAAGCCCAAUGAGAGACAAUAAUAGAACACCACAGAGCCCAAUGGGUAAUACUCCUACUGUUACCCAAAGUCCUUAUUAUUCACCUGCUGAGCCAUCUGCUACCCAAGUUGCUCCAGGUGGACCACUGGGCCAGUCAGAAGGUGUCACUGUAAAAGAAGAGCCUCCGUCUUCCCCUAGACGCAUCAAACGAUCUCUUUCUGAUGACACGCAACAAGACACUCCUGAACAUUCCACAGAAAAACAACCUAAACUUGACCAAACCCCCGGUGCUACUGAUAAUCAAAACACGAACAAUAUAAACAUUAAGCAAGAAAAAGAAGAACCUAUAACUAUUGAACUAGGGGAUGAUGAUGAUGAGGAAGAGGAUGGGGGAGGGGGUUAUGAUGAAGAUUCAACUGCAGGAGCAAGCUGGAUGGGAGACAACACAUUAGAUACCUCACAAGACAACAUGGCAGAUAACAGUAUGGCUGAUCAGAGUUCAGCACAACAGUACGAGUACUAUGGAGUAGAAGACAAUAUGCUGCAAUUACGAGAUUCUGAUAACCAAAGUGCACAAAGUUUUGGACAUGGGGCAUUUAAGGGGUCAAAUAUACAGAGAUAUGUGUGUAGUGUUUGUCAUAAAGUCAUGACAAGGAAAGACCAUUAUAGUUAUCAUAUGAAGACACAUACUGGUGAAAAACCACAUAAAUGUCCACUUUGCCUGAAAGAAUUCAGACAACCAUCAGAUCUGAAGAGGCAUCAGAAACGUGUACAUGGAUUUGCACAUAACCAAAAGCAAUAAGUCUUUAAGAGGACAGUUUGAAAUUAGAAAUGUAUUUUGAUCAAUCAAGUUCUACGGGACAGUUCCUAUAAAAAAAUGUGAUUUUCAG